This is a messenger RNA of Oryza sativa Japonica Group (Japanese rice), 1078 nucleotides long. Lineage: Eukaryota; Viridiplantae; Streptophyta; Magnoliopsida; Poales; Poaceae. The record is from RefSeq and is a predicted model, not a curated record.
AAACCCCCCGCCCUCCUCGUUCCGCCUCGCUCUCGAUCUCGAUCUGAGCGAGGCGGCGACGAGGACGACAGAACGAAGAUGAGUUCGUACAUGGAGGCGGCGGCGGCGGCGAGGGCGGCGGAGGCGAAGACGGAGGGGCUUCUCCGGGGCGCGUGCGCGCUGCUGGCGGCGGCGGCGGCGCUGCUGGUGGGGCUCAACACGCAGACGGAGACGGUGCUGUUCAUCAGGAAGAAGGCCACCGUCAAGGACGUCCAGGCCCUCUGGGUGUUGGCGAUGGCGGCGGCGGCGGCGGCCGGCUACCACCUGCUGCAGCUGCUAAGAUGCUUCUACCUCAGCCGCUUCGCCGACGGCAAGCCCUGCCGGCAUCGCAGGGCCAUAGCCUGGCUUUGCUUCCUCCUCGACAAGGGUUGUGCAUACAUAACAUUCGCGACGACGGUGGCAGCGGCUCAGGCAUGCGUGGUGGCACUAUAUGGCACGCACGCGUUGCAGUGGACUAAGCUUUGCAACAUCUACACCCGCUUCUGCGAGCAGGUUGCUGGUAGCCUUGUGUGUGCCAUGCUCGCUGCCGUCGGUACUGCCCUCCUCUCCGUCGUCUCCGCCCGCAACCUCUUCCGCCUCUAUCCCUCCAUGCUUUCACCUCCGCCGUCUUCCUUCGUGGGAUAGACAUUGUCCACCGCCCCUCUCCCUAGGCCUUCGUUUGUACUCUUAUAUUGGGCUGCAUAGAAAAAUUAAGCCCAACUAUAGACCCAAGUAAAGCAUACCUACCUUUUAUUUUUCUUAACUUUUGUUAGAGUGCAUUUAGGAGUAAUACUUAUCCACAUGUAGUAUAUACUCCACAGAAGGUAUAUGUUCUUGUACCUCUCUCUCAAAAAAGUGUAUCCAUAGGUAAUGUGCUUUGCUUCCUCUCUCUCUCAUAAGAACAAUAGUAGAGAAGAUGGUUGUAAGGUAAUUAAGGACCAACCUUUGUGGCAUGUUUCAGUGCAGAAGUGAUAAUGUUACACACUGAAAUUGUUGUGGAUAACAGAACUAAGUUCAGUUCAGUUACCACCAGAGGUAAAGAAAUGGUUGAUUUAAUUUG